Messenger RNA from Larimichthys crocea (large yellow croaker), 1685 nucleotides. RefSeq lists its product as uncharacterized. The transcript is spliced from 5 exons. Bases 220 to 858 code for a protein of 212 amino acids. The record is from RefSeq and is a predicted model, not a curated record. NCBI's taxonomy places the organism in Eukaryota, Metazoa, Chordata, Actinopteri, Sciaenidae.
AAAACUUCGAUUGGCAGUUGAUAACUGGAGAGCGUGGAGGCAUGACAGCAGCGAAGCACAGGCACCACAGGAACACAGAAUUUGGCCAGAUCACUGUCUAGUCCAACCUCAGAUUUCCUUUUUCCUGUUUAAUUAAGAGCUCGGCAGCAGAAUGAGCUCUGUGAUUGUGAGGUAGGUUAACAGUGGGACAGUAGGUGGAGAAGGAGCAGAAACGCUGAGAUGACAGCACACAGCUUCAGCAGCUUUAUCGUCUUCAUAACUCAUCUGAGCCUCAUCUAUUGCUAUGAUUUUAAAGUGAUUCAACCACAGAAUCGAACUGUAAACCAAGAUGAGUUAGCGUCUAUCAGCUGUGAACACACCGCAGAAGUCACCUCUGUGGAAGACUUUCAACUCCUCAGCAUGUCACCAACAGACAGUUCUGGAAACAUACUCUGCCAGAAAGGAGUGAAAAAGAGUGAGAACAUCACCUGUCUUGAAGUCAAUCCCAAAAAGUUCCUCUUUAUCAUAUUCAACAUCGGACCUGAGGACAUGAGCAUGAAAUAUGUGUGUGAGAUUACAGUAAAGGAUGAAAAUGAUCUACAUCACACUGAGAGAGGAAGACCAACCACGUUACUGCCAGGUCAAACGGAAGUGGUCUCUAUAUCUCCUCCUCCUCCUCCUCUUCCUCUCCAUCACUCUCUUAAGCUGUGGUGGAUUGCGAUUGGUUUGCUGGCUCUGAUGUUCCUGUACAGCUGUGUCAUCACUUCUUUCUACAUCAGACUGAGGUGCAGGAGCAUGAAUCCUGAGAACUCCACCUACGUAGUAAUGAGGAAAGCUCCUCUGCCAAGGAAUCGAGAUUUCGACAUUUAUUGUGGGUAGCUAUUCAUCUGUCUUCACCACUGUUCUCAUGCUGAAUGUAAUGAGAGGGGAACACAUGGACAUCCUAUGAGGCAGCUGGUAUCACAGUCCAGAGUUCGAUUUACCUUUAUAUCUCAUGUCUCUUUUUCUGCAUGAGCUGAAAGCCGUUGUACUGCUGAAAAUGAACAGGAGGGUGAGACAAAGACCAUGUAAAGUGACCAUGCUGCCUGCUGCAGCGUCUGUUCAUCUUUGCUUUUACAGUUGUAUGUGCCACUAUAUUAUCCUUUAUAUAAGAAAUAUAUGUACAAUUAUACUUUAGCUUUUCAAUAUCUUUCUCUUAUAUCGAUGUUUUAAAAAAAUGUGGUGUACAGUAUCGUUAAUGACGCUUAGCUUGACGGUUACAGUAGCUCAUGUUGUUGUUGUCACCAAGCAUCCCCACUGAUUUUUGUGUGGACGAGCAAAUGUCAUUAUGUUGUGUGACUGCUGCAAAAGCAAACACAGUGAGAAACUCUUUACAGCUGCUGUUCAACAUGAAAGGAUCAUCUUUCCCCAAAACCUUCCCAAAUGAUUUUUUCUGAUACAUAAUCCAUAUUUUUAAUAUGUGCACUUUUAACUUAAGUUUGUUCAUUUCCGUUGUGAAUUGAAUGCAUUUUAUUUCACACAGUAUAAUUUGCUAUGCUUCUUUUGAUCACCACAGUGUUCAUGCACUUGCACAUUAUAUUGUUUUUACAGUUUAUUAAUAGCAAUAUUUUUCUUUAUUAUUACCGUACAUUGCAUUCACUGGCCAUGAGUUGUCCCAGGAGAUGGUCUGAUGGGUCUCCAAGUCACGAGCACCGCCUUGUAUGAAU